AUGGCUAUGGUCACUGAAAUUCCCGGCGACUCUGCUGGCGGCGAUCCAAACAAGAAACCCGAAGAACCCAACAAGAACCCGCAAGAAGAAGAGAAUCAAAACAAGAAACUGAACCAAGAAGAAGAUCAAGAAGAAGAAGAAGAAGUAGAGAAUCUUGCUCGAGACAUUCCACUUAUAAAUCGUGAUCACAUCCCUGAAGAACUCUGCGAAAUCAUCGUCGCACGCGUCCCAAGAUGCCAUUACCCGAGGCUAUCUCUACUCUCUAAAGCCUUCCGUGACGUAAUCUCUUCGGAGCAACUCUUCGUAACACGCUCGGACCUAGGCGUGACUGAACCGGUUCUUUAUACCUUGAUCUCGUCGCCACCUUUUGACCCUCCAAGCUGGUAUAUACUCCAUGGAAACAACAUCUCAUUAAGUUUAAGCAGAGUCACUUCAAUUCCUCCGAUGUUCCCUGGAUGCACUGCCGUCACAAUAGGACACAAGAUUUACGUUAUCGGUGGUUUUGACGUCAGCUAUAAUCGACCCGUGAGGACUAUGUUUGUCAUAGAUUGCAGAUUCAAUACUUGUCGCCAGCUCCGGAGUAUGAACAAGGAUCGAUGCUACGCAGCCGCCGGUGUAAUCGAUGGAAAGAUUUACGUAGUCGGAGGUAGCGAGAAACGAUAUUAUGAUUGGGUGGAGGUGUUCGAUGUUGAGAAUGAGACUUGGGAAGUUGUGUCUGGUCCAUUCCCUCCCGUUGCUAGUUGGAGAGGAAUGUAUAUUGCACAUGUGGUUAUGGAAGAUAAGAUUUACAUUUUGGAUGGUCCUUUUUGUUUGGCUUACGAUCCAAGACUAGGUAGAUGGGAGAAUUGGGGACUUGAAAGUCCAAAGAGGCAGUGUUGGGGGCCGUCUUCUUGUAUGGUUGAUGGUUUGUUGUAUGCCUUUAAUCCUCAGCCGUUUCCUGAACCUCCCAUUCUCGUGUAUGAUCCAAAGGAUAUGGAUUGGAGAUCUGUAAAGGGUAUAACUCUUUGGCCUCGUCUCGUUUAUACUGAUUCUAGGAUGGCAAAUGUUGGUGGGAAGUUGGUGAUUUUGGGUCGUUGUCAGCCGUAUCAUCACUUGAAAACAGAUGUUUGGUGCGUAGAGGUGGCCUUGGAGAAACGUGAAGAUGGUGAUAUUUUGGGGAAGGUCGAAAUCAAAUCAAUAUCGCUUGUGCAUUCAUUCCGCGAGUUUCCUUGCAUUGAGCUUUCUCGAACUGUUACGGUUUGA
Capsella rubella is the source of this 1242-nucleotide messenger RNA. RefSeq names its product putative F-box/kelch-repeat protein At2g29800. Lineage: Eukaryota; Viridiplantae; Streptophyta; Magnoliopsida; Brassicales; Brassicaceae. The transcript has 2 exons. The coding region runs from base 1 to 1242 and encodes 413 amino acids. The record is from RefSeq and is a predicted model, not a curated record. Gene Ontology annotation, molecular function: protein binding.